Molecule: messenger RNA, 7246 nt
Organism: Apis mellifera (honey bee)
Lineage: Eukaryota; Metazoa; Arthropoda; Insecta; Hymenoptera; Apidae
Gene: bi
Product: optomotor-blind protein
Exons: 7
Coding region: 1816-4182 (788 amino acids)
Biological process (GO): cell fate specification; regulation of transcription by RNA polymerase II; positive regulation of DNA-templated transcription
Cellular component (GO): nucleus
Molecular function (GO): RNA polymerase II cis-regulatory region sequence-specific DNA binding; DNA-binding transcription factor activity, RNA polymerase II-specific
Source: RefSeq, a predicted model, not a curated record
UCUCAGUCUUCGCGUCGCUGCCCUCCAGCAUUCACGCCUCCCGCGUCCGUUCGCAGCGGCGCAGGCACACUCCGCUCCGCUCUGUACGUACACGCACACACACGCGGCCUCCCCCUCCCCCUCCCGCCGCCGCGCCCUCCUCUCCCCCUCGCCCCCCGUCUCCUCCUCCUCUCCCCGCCGCCGUCGCUGCUGCUCCGUCCCGUCUCUACACGUAGACGCGCGCGUACACACGCCCUGAAUCCGGACGAGGACUUUAGCACACCAACACCUCCGCGGGAGGUGUGGGGGUGAGCCCCCAGAGGAGGUGUCAAUCCUAGCGCUGCUCAGUGACCAUCGCGGCGCCACCCAAGUAACACCUUUCGUCCGCUCUCCAGCCCCGGCCGAGGCGGCUAGCGCGCACAGCACACAGCGUUACACAGUGUCGUCCGGAGAGCGCCUCCUCUCUCUCGGUCGUUUUUCGACUCCUCUCGCCUUUCGCGUUUCGCGCUACGAUCGAGACCGGCCACCGGUCCAAACUGUCCUCGUCCUCGGCCCGUGUGUAUCGUCCGCCCGUCGGACGGAUUCCGCGCGGACCCGGAAUCUUCUCUCUCGCUUUCCUCUCCGCCUCGCAACGGUCGACAGGAACAACAGGCGCGAACGAAGUACAUACGAUACACGCGUGUAUAAUAAUAUAUAUAUAUAUAUAUAUCCGAGGAGGGCGAAAAAGAGAGAGAGUAUUUUUCUUCUUUUCCGCCACUGUCUCGGUCGCGUGUCGGUGUCGCGCGAACGUUUCGGAUUCGCCUCGCGUCCCUCGAGUAAGUACACGCGUUCGAAAUAUAUACGAAAUACAUACAGUGGUGAGGUGUGCGCUCGCUUAUUUAACCGCACGGGUUAAAAAGUCGGGACAUUUGUCGGUGUUCGAAACAGGAAGAAGUGAAUGAUGAAGUGAACAGUGAAAAGCAAGAAGAAUAUAUAAAAUCCUCGAGGUGGUGGUUUUGUUCGAUCGAUCGGUGUUUUCGGCGAUUCGGUGUGACUCUGUCCAAGCGCCACCGCCGUCUCUCUGCGAGUUCAUUCUUACACUCGUCUUUCCUCGUGGAUAGGAGGAAGAGUGCUCUGUCUGUGCUUCGUGAGGAAAAACUCUCGUCUCUCUUCUCGCGAGAAAAGGAAAAAUAAAUAAAUCCAACGACAGGGGAUAUUGUUUCCGAGGGUUCCAAGGUGAGGAGGUAUUCUCGAGGAGGUCGAGGAGGAGGAAGGACGUACGAUGUCGAGCGGACGUCUCGCGACGGACUUCGAGGGGAGAUCGCAGGGGGAGCGACGAGAAGGCGGCGUGGAUCGAGGCCUACGCUCCUGAACGUGGCACGUUGGAAAUUCGUUGGAAAACUCGCGAGUAUGCCCGAGAAAGAUCCGAGCGACGGCCGAGACUGUCGAAUCGCUCGAAAUCGCGCUGGUAACAUCGGCGUUCACUGAGAUCAUACAACGGUAAUCGAAUCCUACGAACAAACAAAACAUCCCUCGUGCAUCGAAAAAGAAGAAGAACAAGAACAAGAAGAAAGAAGAAGAAAAAGAAAGGGGAAAAAGGCAACCGCAACGUCUAAAAUUCGAUCCCCCCCGUAAUGUGUAUCGUGUCGUUGUGCGUGUGAAAUCCAAGUUGUCGUACCUCGAACUAAGAGAGAGAAGAGAAGAAAAAGAAGAAGAAGAAGAAGAGGCAGUGAAGAGGAAAGGGAAAGAGGAAAAUAGGGAAGGAAAGGAGGAGGAAAGGGAAAAGCCUCUCUCGGUUUCUCUGGGAAGCACUCGAAGAGGAGAAUCUCGCGCGACUCGGCACACCCGCCCGUCUCGAUGAGAUUCGAACAAGACACAGCGUGCAGGGGUACCCACUGCGCCAGCACUCCGCAACCCUCCGCGCUGCAGCAGCGAUCACGGAUCGAGGAGGUGGCCGAGGAGGAGGUGGACUCCUCGUUGAAGGACAUAGACGUGGGCGAGCGGCGCAGACGAGAAUUGGAGGCUAACGUGGUCGAGGGUGCGAACACGGGGCCGAGGGCCGAGGCGGGGGGGCCUGGGAUGGCGUACCCCGCGUCAGCGACGGCUCUCAACCAACACUCGGCCUUCGCAGCCACCUCGAUCGCCGCCACGCCGCCGGCCAACCCCAACGGCCACAUAACCGGCGCCGGCCACCUGCCCGCGCCCGCCGCCCCGCGCCCCACCGACUUCAGCGUCUCCUCCUUGCUCACCGCCGCGACCACUCACCCCCCGAUACUGGGCGGCUCGUCCUCGCAGGGGAGCGCGUCGCCGCCGCCCGGCGGCCCGGGCAGUCCGGCCGCCGCGCCGGAAACGCCGCCCCCGCUGCCGAGCCAGAGGGAAUUGUCCCAUCCGUCCUCGGCGGUCGCCGCGGCAAGCUACUUCAGCGCUGCCGCCCUGGCGGCGGCCGGAUUCUACAAUCCGGCGGCCCAUCUGCCGGCGACCAGCUCGCCCGGCCCGACGGCCCACCACCUCCAGGGCAAGGGGAUCCUCAGCGGCACCCAUCAUCAUCCGCAUCUCAACCCCCACGGCAUCACGCCGCCAGGUUUAGGCUUGGGUCCGCACACGCCGGAGGAAGCGGCCGUCCUGGCGGCAGCGGCGGCAGCGUUGCACCAUCAUCACCAAGGAGGCCCUGGUGGACCGGCGAUGAGGCCGCUCAGGCCUCCCUUGCCCCCGGGGAUGCUGCACACCUCGCCGCACCCCCUGGCGCCGCAUCACCCCCUCGCGGGCCCCCACCACCCUCUCGUGCCCCCCCACCACCCGGAGGAGGACGGGGUCGUGGACGAUCCCAAGGUGACCCUGGAGGGGAAAGAGCUUUGGGAGAAGUUCCACAAACUCGGCACGGAGAUGGUCAUCACGAAGAGCGGCCGGCAGAUGUUCCCUCAAAUGAAGUUCCGAGUUUCCGGAUUGGACGCGAAGGCCAAGUAUAUCCUCCUGUUGGACAUCGUCGCCGCGGAUGACUACAGAUACAAGUUCCACAACAGCAGGUGGAUGGUUGCGGGGAAGGCCGACCCGGAAAUGCCGAAGAGGAUGUACAUCCACCCGGAUUCGCCGAGCAGCGGUGAGCAGUGGAUGCAGAAGGUGGUGAGCUUCCACAAGCUGAAACUCACUAACAACAUCAGCGACAAGCACGGCUUUGUAAGUACUACGAUAUUGAACUCGAUGCACAAGUAUCAGCCAAGGUUUCACCUGGUGCGGGCCAACGACAUCUUGAAGCUUCCCUACUCCACGUUCAGGAGUUACGUUUUCAAGGAGACGGAAUUCAUCGCGGUGACCGCCUAUCAGAACGAGAAGAUCACCCAAUUGAAGAUCGACAACAACCCGUUUGCGAAGGGAUUCCGGGACACGGGGGCGGGGAAACGCGAGAAAAAAAGGCAGGCGCUGUUGACGGUGUCAGGUGGCGGUUCCCGUCUGACAACAGGUGGGCCAGCAUCCCCCGAGAAGCGUCGCUCGUCCAACUCCGUCAACGACCUACUGGACGACGAGGACAAACUGUUGGACGUGGUCGGGCCCGACACGCCGCACCCGGCCCACCACCAACGGGAGCGGGAGCACUCCCGCGAGAGGGAGGACCGGACGAGCGAGAGGGGCGAGGGGAGCGAGUCGUCGGGGUCGGAGAGCGGGGGCGGAGCGGGCCCGACGGGGUCCGAGGGGCCCAGACCGGACGUCUCGGUCGGCCCGCCGCUCCAUCCGCCCCUGCUACCCUACCUCUACCCCCCCGUGCCCGGCCUCUACCCGGGCCCGGGCCCCCUCAUCCCGCCCAGCCCCCUCGGGAUGCACGGCGGGGUGACCCCCGGCAUGCUGUUCAACGCGCAACUGGCCCUGGCCGCGUCCCAGCACCCGGCCCUCUUCGCCCACUACCCUCACCCCCUCGCCAGCCCCCUCCACCAGCUCAAGGGCCACCGCUUCGCCCCGUACACCCUGCCCGCGCCCUCGCACGGCUCCGCUUUCGAGACCGUGACGCCUGGUAGCAGGACGCUCAGCCCGAGGUCCCCGCCGCCCAGGCCCCCGACCGGCUCCCCGACACCGACCCCGGCCGGCCUCGGGCCGUCCGGGGGCAGCUCCGCGGGUGAACUGAAGUCCAUCGAGAACAUGGUGAACGGGUUGCAGGAGAAGAGGAGGCGCAGCCCGAGCCUGACGCCCGGCGGGCACAGGGGGGACGCGGACGCUGGAGGGGGGAGUCCGUGACAGGAGAACGAGCCCGUGACCAGCACGAACGAUGACCCCGCGGGCGAGCAGCUGAUCGAACCCUGCGAGCCCGAGCAGCUAUCCGGCGACGAGAGGGAGCCGGACUCAACCUCCGAGCCGUCGUAGCGGGGGAGAAGAGGGUCGUCGGUCCGCGGCUCUGCCGCCAUCCGUGCCCCGAUCGAUCGGGACGGGACGGGUCCGCGCCUAGGGGGGGACCGGGCCCCGGGGACCUGGACCAGGGACGCUCGAGUUAACGAAGUGCAAUUUCUGCCCGGGGAUCGCCGCCCUCGUGUUUACGUCGUCGUCGUCGUCGUCGUCGUCGUCGUGGGGACCGCCGAUCUCUCGGGACGGGCCACCGUCGUGCCGCUGCUGCUUCCCUGCGAGUGUGUACAUAAGAAUGGCCGGGACGGAUGGACGCGGGGUCCGGCCUGUGGACGCUGCCCGAGACUGUGGACUGCGCGCGAUGCUGGUGUACAUUUUUAUCGUUCACGGGGCACGGAGAGGGGGGAGGGGGCGGGCGGAGAGCACGGGGCUGGGAGAGCUUGCUAGUCGCGUGGGCGGCAGUCUCGUUUGGCGCGAGAGAAGGAUCGAAACGGGAGGAGAGAGAGAGAGAGAGAGAGAGUUGAGAUGAGUUUCGAGCCGUUUGGAGCGUGGGGGGAGGGGGGAGGGGAUGGAAGGAAGGAAAGCGCGUUUAACGAGAUCGAUAACGAUCGAUCAAUUCGAUCAUUCGAUGGGAUUGUCCUCCAUCUUUGGGAGGAGGAGAAGGGCCAGGCCACGCUCGAAGUGAUUCGAAAAGUAAUCGGUGAAAGUGAUCGGUUUGUGGUGGAAGAGUGAAAGAGAACGGAUGAUACGAUGAGCGAUGCGAUAAGCGAAAGUUUUAUUAAUAACAGAGACAUUGCAAUACGAGAGCAGCUCUAUACUAUUUGCAGCCCCUGUACAUAUGUACCCUAGUGAUAUUAUAUAUAUAUAUUAUAUAUAUAUAAAUAUAAAUAACUACUCUCUGUAUUAAUUAUUAAAUAUAAUAUUAUAUUAAUUAUUAGAGAGACGUAAACGACGCAUAAACGACGCACGCUGCCCGAUCACGCGUCGAUGCCCUCGAAACUAGUGAGAAGGAAAGAGAAUAAAUAUCGGAGACGAGAGAGAGAGAGAGAGAGAGAGAAGAAAAGGUUGUAAUUUCGAACGAGAACGAAAUUCGAUAUUCGAUCCUAUAUGAUAGAACUUUGGCCGCGAGAAUCGUUUCGUUUCACGCGUGAUUCGUGAAAUAAGAAGGAAAAGGAAAGGAAAAAAAUCGAGCGUCGUUCCUCGAUUCGCGACGGAGGGCGCCACAAUGGGCAGCCUCGUUCACCAACGUUUCGAAAAUUGGAAUCGGAACACGACACGUCGAAAAAUCUCUCUCGGGGCUUUCAUCCAUCUCUUCUCGACGUCGUUGCUUCGAAAAAUGGAACACCGCUCGCCCUUCCCACCCCCUUGCGUCCCUCCUCUUUGUAUAAACGAUCGAUGUAGAUUACUCGCGGGAAUCGUCGUCGUAGAACACCGAGUUUCACGGUAACUCGAGAGAGAGAAAGAGAGAGAUGGUGAAGAAUCGUGAAGAGAAAGUGACUCGAGAACCUGUGCCGUUUCCGAAACCCGAGGAUGGAUCCCGCGAUUUCGGUUGACCCUUUGAUCAACGAGAUUCGUAUUGUUCGGAUUCUCGAUCAAAUCUGAUUGAACGGGGAAUGGAUCACUGUGAGCGUUUUAUUAUCAGGGGUGAGAGAGUGCAAUUGCGUUUUUUUUCAAUUCGUUUUCAUUAUCGACCAUCGAUAAUGUACGAAUACGUGUAAAUGUAAAAUUAUCUCUCUUCGCGGUGAAGAGAACAACAAGAGAGUAAGUUCUGUUGAUGCUCCCUCUUUGAUUUGAUGAUUUCGUUUUUUUUUUUUUAUUUUAUUUUAUAUAGAACACGGGACGGAUUGUAGUGUAAAUUGUGAAAUUUUUUUUGUUACUUAUUACCGUGUAAAGUUGUAAUUAGUUUCGACCGAUCUGAUAAAUGUUGACGCGAAUAAUUAAUUGCGAACGAUUGUGGUUAACGAUAAUCGAAAUAUCACUUCUAAUGUAAAAAUGUGUAUCAUGUGUAAUGUUCCGAUUGUACGAAACGACGAACGAACCGUUAGUUAGGUUGAACGAAUCUACAAAGCGUUGCUAUAUAAUUAUUCUUCGAUGGAUUCUUCUUUUCGUCUUCUAAUUAUUAUCUCGAAACAAAUCAUCCGUGAUACCUCCGUCGUGUUUAUUGUAUAAUAAUGUGAAUACUUUAUAUAUCUGUUCCUAUUUCUUCUUCUUUUUUUUUCUUUCUUUUUUUUUUUUUUUUUUUUUUUUAAUCGACGCUACUUCGCCAGUUACAAACUGUCACUAAUGAUAACUUUUAAAAUAUUUCUUUUUCCUAUUUAAAAUUUUAAAUAAAUGAGUUAAAUGUUUUUCCAUUCUUUUUUUUUCUUCUUCUUCUUCUUUAAUCGCUUUCCUCAUAUUUUUCAUCCAUUAUUUAUUCUGUUCUUUUACAGUACGAAUCGCAAAUUCCAAGAAGAAAGGAAAUGUUCCAAUAUUCCAACAUUUCCCCUCCCCCCUCCAAUGCCUAAACGCAGUUAGCAUAAAAAUAAAGAAAAAAAGAGAAAAAAAUAUCAUCGAGAGAAUUUACGACAGCCUGUUAAAAAUGGUAUUAAAAAAUUUUGAAAUUAAAAAAAUAUUAUUUUAUUCAAAGUGUACGGGAAUUAAAAAGUAUCGAGAUCAAAGGGUUAACAACGUUAAACUCCACCAGAGUCGACCGAUCGAGUUUCAUUUCCGUGACGGAAACUCGUUUUCCUCAAACUCCUCCGUUGCUUAAGAUCCUCGUAAUCGUAUUAUUGUCCCGAUGUAAAUGCGAAGAAGAAUUCGAAAUUGUACAAAAAAAAUAGAGAUGAUUCGAGGAAAACGACCACCGGAACCACGCUGACCACUUUUCUCGAUCGAGAAUCGCAGAACGAAAUCGCACAGGAAAUUUUAUUUUAAGUGAAAAUCGUCGCUUCCUCGUCUCGAAGAGCCGGAAAAAUAAUUUCGA